AUGUCUGAAAUUAUAACCACCAUCUCCCCCACCACAGGUGAGCCCAUCCUCACUCGCAACGGUAUCUCACAGCAGGAGCUUGAACAGCUCCCGGAGAUUGCGAAGAAGGCAUUCGAAUCCUGGCGCACCACCAAGCUGGCUGAUCGCCAAGCGAUCAUCAGGAAAGCCCUUGCAAUUCUGGAUGAAAGAAAAGAUGAGCUGGCAACAGAGCUUACAGUCCAGAUGGGUCGGCCGAUCGCCUACACGCCCAAGGAGAUCGGAACCGCCAUCAAGAGGGCAGAGUAUAUGAUGAGCAUUAGUGAUGAAGCUCUCCAGGACACCCCUGGUCAAGCAGAGUCCGGAUUCAAGAGGUUCAUCCGGAAGGUUCCUGUUGGGCCUGUCCUCAUCAUCUUUGCCUGGAACUAUCCUUAUCUGAUUCUCGUCAACGCCCUGAUUCCGGCCCUUCUGUGCGGCAAUUCUGUUAUUCUCAAACCGUCUCCUCAGACCCCUACUGUUGUGGAGCAAAUCGCAAAGGCCUUCAACGAGGCCGGCCUACCACAUGGCGUCAUUCAGUACUUCCAUUCCGGUUCACCUGCCAUUAUUGAGUCCAUCGUGCGAGACCCGAGGAUUGCCCUUGUCUGUUUCACCGGUUCUGUGGCCGGUGGCUUGGCCGUUCAGGGCGCCGCAUCAACCCGCAUCGUCAACGUGGGUCUUGAACUUGGAGGCAAAGACCCGGCGUAUGUCCGUGGAGACGUCGACAUUACAUGGGCUGCCGAGGAGAUCGUCGACGGCGCAGUUUUCAACUCAGGCCAGAGUUGCUGUGCAAUCGAGAGAGUCUACGUUGACGAGAAGAUCCACGACGAGUUCAUUGCUGCAAUCCAGAAGGUCCUGAAAGGAUAUCGGGUUGGCGAUCCUCUUGAUAAAAAGACACACGUCGGACCUGUCAUUUCGAAACGGGCUAAGGAGACCAUCGAGGCUCAUAUCAAAGAUGCCCUCGAGAAGGGCGCCAUCAAUGCCACUCCAGAGAAUGAGACCUUUGACGACCUGCCACAGAAGGGGAAUUUCGUUCCUCCGACCCUUCUCAUCAAUGUUGACCACAGCAUGAGGGUGAUGAAGGAUGAAACCUUUGGGCCAGUUAUUCCGGUCAUGAAGGUCAAGAACGAUGAAGAAGCUAUCAAGUUGAUGAAUGACAGCGAGUAUGGUCUGACGGCAAGCAUAUGGACAAAGGAUACCCAAAAGGCGUACGAACUUUGUGAGCUCGUAGAGGCCGGUACCGUCUUUGUCAAUCGUUGUGAUUACCCGAGUCCUGAUCUUGCCUGGACAGGGUGGAAGAACUCUGGAAAGGGUGUGACCUUGAGCAGAUUCGGGUUCGACCAAUUUGUCAAACUCAAGAGUUACCAUCUUAAGGACUAUCCAAAAUAA
Molecule: messenger RNA, 1401 nt
Organism: Thermochaetoides thermophila DSM 1495
Lineage: Eukaryota; Fungi; Ascomycota; Sordariomycetes; Sordariales; Chaetomiaceae
Exons: 3
Coding region: 1-1401 (466 amino acids)
Molecular function (GO): aldehyde dehydrogenase (NAD+) activity
Source: RefSeq, a predicted model, not a curated record